Molecule: messenger RNA, 5832 nt
Organism: Labrus mixtus (cuckoo wrasse)
Lineage: Eukaryota; Metazoa; Chordata; Actinopteri; Labriformes; Labridae
Gene: snx30
Product: sorting nexin family member 30
Exons: 9
Coding region: 148-1461 (437 amino acids)
Molecular function (GO): phosphatidylinositol binding
Source: RefSeq, a predicted model, not a curated record
GCUGACAGAUGUGACCAACUAGCGGGUGUAACAUCCAAACUGAGGAGACCUGAACCGAAGGGAGAGAAAAAAAAACCCUCUUUCUGUUGUAAACUAAGGGAUUUGGCCGCGGAGAAUCGGGGAACACGUGUCCCCACCUCCUGGAGAAUGAGUGUCGGCGCUCCGAAAGGCCUGGCCAGCUCGGGGCAGAAGCCCAUCGCGGAGAUCAUUCACCCGCUGUCCGCCGCCGACGAGCCCUUCUCCGCCGGCGUCGGAGGCGAUAAGGAAGCCGGGCUGACCAAUGGCACGCCAGUUGAAACGUCAAGCCCUGCCUCUGCAUCCUCGCUCUUCAACAGGCUGCAGCUGGACGAUGACCUGGAAGCAGAUGGCCGGGACCACUACGCCCUGACAGAAACCCGUGACCUUUUUGUCACAGUCGACGACCCAAAGAAGCACGUCUCCACCAUGGAGACCUACAUCACCUACAGGGUCUCCACAAAGACCACUCGAAUAGAGUUCGACCUGCCGGAGUACUGUGUGCGACGACGCUACCAGGACUUUGAUUGGCUGAGGAUCAAGCUGGAGGACAGUCAGCCAACCCACCUCAUCCCUCCACUGCCGGAGAAGUUUGUGAUGAAAGGCGUGGUCGACCGUUUUUCGGAGGAGUUUGUUGAGACACGGAUGAAAGCUCUGGACAAGUUCUUGAAGCGGGUUGCAGACCAUCCCGUCCUCUCCUUCAACCCUCAUCUCAACGCUUUCCUGUCGGCCAAGGACUUGAACAAGCGCCAGGGUCUGGCCCUGCUGACCAAGGUGGGCGAGUCAGUGAAGCACGUAGCUGGAGGAUACAAGCUACGGGCGCGACCCGCUGAGUUCUGCGCCAUGGGAGAAUACCUGGACACCUUCACGCAGAAACUGGGAACGAUCGACCGCAUCGCUCAGAGGAUCCUCAAAGAGCAGUCAGAGUACCUGACAGAGCUACGUGAGUAUGGCACCGUAUACACCAGCUGGGCGGGGUCAGAGCAAGAACUGCAGCGCCCCCUGGAGGGCGUGGCCGGCUGCGUGACAACGUGCAGCGGAGCUCUGGAGGAGCAGUGUGAGACCAUGAGCCAGGACUUCCUGCCUGUACUCAGAGAGUACGUCCUCUACAUAGAGUCCAUGAAGAAUGUUUUGAGAAAGAGGGACCAAAGCCAGGCGGAGUACGAAGGCCGGCUAGAAGCAGCCGUGUUGCGCAAACAGGAAGACAGAACCCCAAUACCAGUGGAGGUGGAGAAAUGCCAGGACAAAGUGGAGUGUUUUAACGCUGACCUGAAGGCAGACUGGGAGCGCUGGCAGAGCAACAAGAGACAAGAUUUCAAACAGCUCCUCACGGGCAUGGCUGACAAAAACAUCAACCAAUACGAAAAGAGCCAGGCAGCGUGGGAGUCGCUCAUAACCCUCCUCCAGGACAAACAGACUGAGGAUAAAACGAGCGAGACGAACUGAAACAUCCCGUCAUGUCGCUGCCUUCCUCCCUAUCUGUAUAACACACUCUGUCAUGCCAAGGAUAAGGACCAAGCGGGCCGCAGACAUUUCCUGCCGGACUCAGCCGCUGUUCUCCUGUGAGUUGAUUGUAUUGGAGGGGAGGGUACUCUCCGAGAUCUGACCUGCAGAGGAGGUAACAAGAGGUGCAUUCAAGCACAGUGAGGAGAUGGGAAGGAGACACGUACUAUGUACAGACAUUUUCCAUUAUUUGUAUUUCUUUUCUUCUUAUUGACUUUUUCUACUUCAAAUUUCCAAUUAACAGUCGAUUGCCAAUGCUGCUUCUGUUUAUUUGACCACGGUCUCACAGAGGCGUAUGGUCGGUAUGUUCUCCACCUAUUCACAUUAAGCAAAAUGUGAAGGAUAACUCUUCAGUGCUGCAGUAAGCUAAGAUGUUUUUUUUUGUUGUUGAGUGGGCAGAUUGGAAUAUGAAGUAUUCAGAACAUCUCCAAGACAAAAUGUUAAGCAACAGCUCUUGGCUGAAUGGAGACUGAUAUUUGCUUCACAACAGAACCCCCUCUCCUUUAAGAACUAUACUUGUUAUUCUUGCAUGUAGUGAUGCAUAACGUUUUACGCUAUCCAUUGCUGAUUUCCAAAACUUCAUAGAGUUUAUACUUUUUUUAUAAUAACAUUUAACAUGAGACACUCGAAACUGUCCGUGGCAUCGUUGCUUCUGACACCGCGUCAUUUUUCGCCCAGAAGCAAAACAUGGAACGACUAACAGCAGGAGGAGUAGCGAAAGACAACUGCAAACGUGUCUAGUUAGUUCUUUGAAAGGGAAACUUUAGGAUGUAUUUUGGAUCUUCAUCAGUAUGGAUAAAUAGACGUGAAACAAAUUACCAUUUCAAUCUAAAAUGAAUGCAGAGCUUUAGUAGGGAUGUGAAUUUGGGUUUUACUCCAUGAAGCAGGAUGCAGCAGAUUUGGUCAUACAUUUGUGUCCUGUAGCACCACCUGGUGGUUAAGCUGCUUAUAGCUUUCUUUCUGUCGGCUAAAGGGUGUGUGCUACCCCUGCUGGUGUCUCUUCAUAUCACAUCUGUGUGUGUGUGCGUGCGUGCGUGCGUGCGUGCGUGUGUGUGUGUUAAAUCAUGGCCAUUUAUACCUACAGUAGGUUAUUUGUCUCUGUUCUUCACUCGAAGGCUUUGACUCAGUUAGGAAUUCUGGGGCACAGACGGAGAAGAUUUACCCAAUGAAAAGCACACAGGAGGGUAAAUAUUAACUCUGUGAGAGUCUGUUUUCGUUUGUUUGUUUCAUUUCAAGAGUGUGUAAUGUUUUAAACUCACUUUUUAAAAUCAGAUGCCAUGUUUCUGCAGGGAUUGGCCUCAAUUACAUUUAUUUUUAUGACAAAUCUGAAGGAGUAAAUUCUGCAUUGGGACAUUUGAAAGUAGUAACAACAUUUGUGUCAAGCUGUCUAUUACCUGAAAUAAGCUUUAGAGGAGAGUGCAGACUUUAGAGCAGUGGUUCUCAACUGGUCUAGCCUCAGGACCCACCACCAACUCCUUAAUAUGAAAUUGCGACCAAAAUUUUGAUUCUUUUUUUUUAACCAAUGAGAUUUGUUUUAUGGAAAAUUGUGCAGUUUGGACCUCAGACAGUACAAAACAUUUUACAGAAGAAAGAGAUGAAACAAAACAGUAAAAUGGUUUUAAAAGUGAUGUUUAGGCUUUUGAAACUUUCAAGAUGAACUAUUUUUUUCCAGGCACACUUUCUCGACCCACUGAAAACGACUCCACGACCCACUUUUGGGUCCCGACCCACCAGUUGAGAACCACUGGUUUAGAGCCUACAGUUAAACGUCCAAGGAAUACGUUUUUAAGUUAAUUUUAAACAUACUGUGUAGAGGAUUAAAGAGCUCUGAAACUUCUGAGACCUUUUUGCUGUGUCAUGAAAACACCGAGGGAGUCAAGAUGACUCAGCACAAUGAUAACGGUUUCAGAGUUCAGCUCUGAUAGAAAACUGUAACUGAAGAGUUGGCAGGGUCAGCACAGCUGUGACUUAUGGGAAAUUUUGAUCGAGGUGAAGAAACAAAUGGUUCCAAAACGCGAGUCAACGUAACAGUUCAUGAACUAAGUGCUUUUGCGUCAUCUUUCCUCUUUUUUUGGGGGCGGGCAUGUUAAAAUGUUGCUGAUGUGGCCUUAAAGCAGAAAUCAACUCUUCUCCAUCCUCAGCAAUACUUCGAGCUCGUUACACUUAGCGUAAAGUAGCCAAAACUUGACCAGUGAACACCAGAAUGGUCUGGAAGAACCGCUGUUGUUUCUUCCAAUUGGCAAAGAUGGUUGUUUUCCCUUGUCAUCUGUGGUGCAGAUCCCACAGUGGUGUAGCCUCAUAAACAUGAACAAUGUAUUCAUUAACAAGUGUAAUAAUGUUUUGUUUGAUUUAAAAACAUGAUUUCUUCUCUGAACAGAAUUUUCAGAAAUAAGGUGCUGAUAUUACUUUUCUUUUUUUUUUAGGUUUAUGUAACCAGAGGCUUCAAUGUAAACAGAACUGCUGUGUUUUAGUUGUUUUUUUUGUAUUUGUCAGAUUGUAUUUGACUUUCCCUAACCCUGUGUUUUUUAUUUUGCUCAUGUCCCAGCCUGCUCUCAGUGUAGCUUCAGGCAGGCGCUGUAAGGCAGCAGUGAGGGGCAGUGAUGGUAGCUGCCUCUGGACCGGUUUUUCGUUCGGUUUGACAGGUCUCUUUUUAUUUGUCCAACGUUUUGUACCCACGACCGAAAAGCAAAAGCAGCUAUGUUUCUUCUUAUUUCCAGAUGUCAACAAGGUGACGAAUGAAGACUUUCUUUUUUUUUUUUUGACAAUUUUAAAAAAUCUAGUAAGAUGGAGAAAAGCUUUCUGUGUGGCAGACUGUAGCAGACAGUACGGAUGCACUGAUGCUGAAUUACUGUAGUUUUAAAACUCACCAUGAAGCGACAGAGGUGUUCAAAAACUGAGCUUCUGAGUAAUCUGUUUAUUUCACUUUUUAUUUCUAAAGUCAUACUUUAAGGAACUUGUUAAUAUAUUAGAUAUUUAUUCAUUUGUAUAAAUAUCCACCAAAAGUAAAGAUAUUUUAAUAUAGUUUAACAAAACUUCAAACUGAGUCACUGCUGUUCAGCAUUGAUUUAAUAAAAGCAACGCAUCGCCAUAGAGCAAAGAACGAAGGUACCUACUUUGGAGCACUUUUUUUGUAAGCAAGUGAAGACAACAUGAACACAUUCACUCGAUAACAGUCUAACAUGAAGUUUAAAUGUAGGCAUGUUAUAUUUCUUGGUUCAGAGCAGUACUUGUUGUCUGUUGAACACUGAAUCAUGGCUGUGACUUUACAAAAAGAGGCAUCAGUGCAUCCACAGACUACCCUGCUAUCUGGUGUGAAUAAAAAAAAACUGCACAGACCUGAUGAAGUGACCUGAUCUGAUCAUGCACAAGUUUUGGGAUUAUUUCGACUUGCUGAAUUAUUAUUUUUUGCUCUAAUGGCGACAUACUGUAUAUUCAAUAUACUCUAUUGCACAGCUGAAUUAUACGGCACAGCUGAGUCUAUUUUUGUAUAAAAGAACAGAAGAUUAUUGUGGGUUUAAUGAAAUGUGUGAAAGAUACGAUAACACAUUUUGAAAGCUUUGUUAUAAUAAUGUAAACCAUUAGUUACCAAAAAAAUGAGAAAUGAACCAUUUUAUUUAGAUUCUCAUUGGAGCCCCAGCAAUAGUUCUCCAGAUAAUUUAUACUCACAGCUAUUGUCAAACCCGUUCGAUGCUGUGUGCCUGCUGAUUUAUUUUUGCACUAAAAUCCCUGAAAGAAAUGUAAUGUAAUGCUAAUAAUAAAAUCUAAAUGUCUUUCUUUAAGGGCCAAUAUCGACUAAAAAAACUGUGAUGUUAGGUUGGUCGGGACACAAUCUCUGUCCCAGUUUGGAAAGUUGUUUCUGUAAGGUAAAGAAAGGCAUCAUCUGCAAACAGAGACAGUGGCUGAUACGAUGGGAGAGCAUGGCAUAAUGUUUGUUUUUUAUUAAAUGUUUCAAAUCAAAUGUUUCAAAGCCAAAUGUCCAUGUUGUUUUUUUCCUACUGUUGUCUUCACACAGAUUCACACAUGAAGAGAAACUCUGAUUUACAGAACAGGAAAAACUUUUAUCAAUCAAACCCUGUAUAAAAGGUUAAAGGUCAGCCAUCUAAUGAACGUGUGAAUCCAGCUUCAGGCGUUUCGGUUCCCUCCCAGUGUGUACUGUUUACGUUCAGAGUUUUUAUUGUACAUUUGGAUGUUAAUAACAUCUUGUUGUAAUUAUAAAUAAGCUUGUAUAUUGAUGUUGUUUUGAUGCAAUUUAUCUUUACCUCAAAAGACUUUUUGGAUAUAUUGGACCAAUAAUAAAAGAACGAAUGCAUUUCA